Molecule: messenger RNA, 2360 nt
Organism: Phymastichus coffea
Lineage: Eukaryota; Metazoa; Arthropoda; Insecta; Hymenoptera; Eulophidae
Gene: Cog2
Product: conserved oligomeric Golgi complex subunit 2
Exons: 12
Coding region: 34-2160 (708 amino acids)
Biological process (GO): Golgi organization; intra-Golgi vesicle-mediated transport; protein transport
Cellular component (GO): COG complex; membrane
Source: RefSeq, a predicted model, not a curated record
AAUAUAUUUUGUGAUAUAAUACGUUUAUUAAAAAUGACUGAAGAACAUUUUGUUCCACCAAAAGCGCCGAAGGAUUUAUGUUUCAACGAAACAGAUUUUAUUCAGAAUGAUUUUGAUACGGAUGCUUUUUUACAAGAACAUAGGAAAAAUGUCAGUCUUGAGAAAAUGCGAGACGAUCUCGGGGUUUACUUAAAAAUACUUAGAUCAGCUAUGAUAGAGCUAAUUAAUAAAGAUUAUGCUGAUUUUGUAAAUCUUUCUAGCAAUUUAAUAGGCUUAGAUAAAGCUAUUGAUAAUUUAGAGGUGCCCUUAGGUAAACUGAAAGAAGAAGUAUUGCAAGUACAACAGACUUUAGAUAAUACUAUUUCAGAGAUGACAGAGAACUUGGAUAAACAUAAAGAAAUACGAGAUAGGAAACAAAAUAUUCAUAGUUUAAUAAGAUUUCACAAAUCUAUAUCAAAAAUGUGCAAUAUUCUCAAUUCUUGUGAUAUGACAAAGAUUAACUUAAAACCAGAUGUUUUAGAACGUGCUGCGACUGAAUUUAAUCAGUUGAAAUUUCACACAAGUCGUUGCAAAUCUGAGCUUUCUACAGACCAAAUCAGCAAAAUGGGUGAAUUGGAUGAGUGCCUCAAAAAAAGUUUGAGCUCAUUACUAAUAGCCUAUGUAAACAGAAAUGAAACUGCAUCAUUAAUAAGAUGUUUGAGAAUAUAUGUGAGUCUCGAUAAAGUGGCAGAUGCAGAAGAAGUUGUCAGAAAGAAGAUUGUAGUGCCUGCCGUAGAAAAUAUUAUAAGUGAACACACCUUCCAAAACGACCCAUUGGGCUUGAAAGGUACUUACCAAAAACUAGAGAAAGUACUGGAUAAUAUUUUAAGAGAACUUUUAGAAUUAACUUUACAACCUGAUAGGAUUACAGUAAAAGGUUUUAAUUUCUUAGUGAAUAGUUAUUGGCCUGAAGUUGAGCAGAGAAUAGAAGAUUACUUACCAAUCAUAUUCGCACCAGGAAAUCCAGAAUUAUUUCACAAAAGAUAUACAGAAACAUUGGAUUUCUUGUUGAGCUUUGAAAGAAAAUGUUGUACACCAGAGGUUGUUAAUAGUCUGAAAAGUCAUCCUCAGUACAAAAGAUUUCUAAAAAAAUGGAAUUUACCAGUUUAUUUUCAAAUAAGGUUCCAAGAAAUAGCUGGCACUGCAGAAAGUGUUUUAUCUGCAAAUGUUUCUGCAGCUUCAAUAAGAAAAAACGAAAAUUCUUUAAACCCAGACGAUUUUACACUUCAUGCAACAAAUAUAGUGUGGGACUGUUUAUUAAGAAUUUGGGCAAAAGAAGUUUUUCUUCCACAAUUGUUACACAGGUUUUGGAAAUUGUGCCUUCAACUGUGUUCUAGAUAUCAGGAGUGGAUUCGUAAUUCCUUGAAACAGGUUUGGCCUGUUACUACUGUAAAUGAAACUGGUCGUAAUUCAGAAGUAGACAAUUCUCAAAGACUCGAAUUUCUCGUCGGUCUUUACAGCGAUAUUGAAAAACUUUCCACAAAAAUGUCUAAUUUUAUAAUUAUGAUAAGCGAUAGAAUAUUAUUCCUGAGUCCUGAUGUUAUAAACUUACUCAAUGAAUGUACGACGGAAACAGUAAAGAAUCUUCAGAAUUGUCAAGAACCAGUGACACAGGAAAUUAUAAAAGAGCUUUUGGCACAUAGUGCCAUCCAUUUACGCCAAAUAAGCGACAUUCCAAGAUUAUUCCGGCGAACCAAUCGAGAAGUGCCUACGAAACCGUGCGCCUAUGUGAAACGAGCUCUCGAUUUUUUCACUACAUUUUAUGCCGAUUAUAAGAAAACUUCUCCUCAAAAUAUUCGGCAAUGGCUUGUGCUUGCACUUACCGCAUUGACUGAACAAUAUAUGUCUUGCGUGAAAGACGUAUUAACAUCCAUCCAGAAAAUGGAAGAAAGCUUAAGAAGGUUGAAGAAAGGAUUGAGAGACAAAUCAUUAGGAACUUCGGCAACUGAAAAUCAAGGCACAAGCGACGAUGAUAAAAUUCGUGUACAGUUAUACAUUGAUGUUUUGAGUUACAUUGAAAUAAUAAAAGAUUUUGAUAUCAAAGAAGAAGACGUAGGAAAUUUAAAAGAUUUAUUGGAAAUUGUUGAAGCUGCAGUAAAAAAUAAACUCGAGCUUAAGUAAUAUUUUGAACAUUAAUUUGCACUAAUAGGACAUCUUCAAAUGCUCUAGUGAUUUUGAAGAGCUCCUAAUAACUAAGGAUCCAAGGGAAAGGUCAUGGUAGUCUGCACGCCAUUCGAAGACCUGCUAGCGACGGAAACGCUCACUCAUCCUUUUCAAUGAGAUUAAGAAACCUCGCAAAAUCACACGCGCGCCAUUCCGAA